Scatophagus argus is the source of this 2464-nucleotide messenger RNA. RefSeq names its product gamma-aminobutyric acid type A receptor subunit delta (gene gabrd). Gene Ontology annotation, cellular component: membrane; neuron projection; GABA-A receptor complex. NCBI's taxonomy places the organism in Eukaryota, Metazoa, Chordata, Actinopteri, Scatophagidae. The record is from RefSeq and is a predicted model, not a curated record. Gene Ontology annotation, molecular function: GABA-A receptor activity; neurotransmitter receptor activity; extracellular ligand-gated monoatomic ion channel activity. Bases 340 to 1725 code for a protein of 461 amino acids. Gene Ontology annotation, biological process: nervous system process; signal transduction; monoatomic ion transmembrane transport. The transcript is spliced from 9 exons.
UCUCUCCCUCUCUCUGUUGCUGGAGGACAGGCGGCGGUGGCAGCGGUGGUACGGCUCGUUGUCUCGGUCGGACUGGGAGUUUUGCUUCUCCUCGGUGCGCUCUCUUCUUGUGCACUCCUGGACGCGGAGGAAUUGGAGGACUGAUCAUGGGGUCAUCAUCGCCAUCAUCUUCAGCAGCAUCAGCAGCAGCAUCAGCACCGCACUUUACUUUCUCGGCAGCGCCGGAUCACGACGAGAGCGCACUGAAAUAAAACUCCGUGGCUUUGUCGUCGCUUUCCGUUCCUGGAAACUUUUCUUUUUUUACCCCUCCCAUCAAUUUUUUAUCAUAAAGCGUGUGGAAUGGAGGUCCCAACUUUCCUGCUGUCGUGUCUUGCUCUGCUCUUCGUUGGAGGGGAUAUUUUCACCAGGGCCAUGCUGAGUGACAUUGGGGACUAUGUAGGUACAGACAUUGAAAUAUCCUGGUUACCUAAUCUGGAUGAUUUAAUGAAGGGCUAUGCCAGAAAUUUUCGCCCUGGGAUAGGAGGUCCACCAGUGAACGUGGCCAUGGCUAUUGAAGUGGCCAGCAUUGACCACAUCUCUGAAGCCAACAUGGAAUACACUAUGACCGUGUUCCUGCGGCAGAGCUGGCAUGAUGACCGCCUGUCCUACAAUCACACCAACAAGACGCUGGGGUUGGACAGUCGAUUUGUGGACAAGCUGUGGCUGCCCGACACUUUCAUCGUCAAUGCCAAAUCUGCUUGGUUCCACGAUGUCACCGUGGAGAACAAGUUGAUCCGCCUGCAGCCCAACGGAGUCAUUCUAUACAGCAGCCGAAUCACUUCGACGGUGGCGUGUGAUAUGGACCUGACCAAGUAUCCCAUGGAUGAACAGGAGUGUAUGCUGGACCUGGAAAGCUACGGUUACUCCUCAGAGGACAUUGUUUAUCACUGGUCGGAGAGUCAGCGACACAUCCACGGCCUGGACAAGCUGGAGCUCUCCCAGUUCACCAUCACAGACUAUCGGUUUGUCACUGAGAUGAUGAACUUCAAAUCUGCGGGACGAUUUCCAAGGCUCAGUCUUCGCUUCCAGCUGAGACGUAAUAGAGGCGUCUACAUCAUUCAGUCGUACAUGCCUUCGAUAUUACUGGUUGCCAUGUCCUGGGUGUCCUUUUGGAUCAGCCAAUCAGCAGUCCCUGCUCGUGUGACCUUAGGGAUCACGACUGUUCUCACCAUGACCACGCUGAUGGUAAGCGCCCGCUCCUCCCUGCCUCGGGCGUCAGCCAUCAAGGCGUUAGAUGUCUAUUUCUGGAUCUGUUACGUGUUUGUGUUUGCGGCGCUCAUUGAGUACGCUUUCGCUCACUACAAUGCUGACUACCGACUCAAAGAGAAGGCCAAGGUGAAGGCCAGCAAGCUGAGCUCUGAGUCCAUUGUGAAGAAUGGCAAACAGGCUAUGGUUUUGUUUUCCCUGUCGGUGACCGGAAUGAACCAGAGUGUGAUGAUCUCCAAUCGCCACGGGAGGGCCCAGCGCUCCAGCAGCGAAAUCCCCGGGGAGGGCGGCAGCGAGGAGGCUGAGCCGAGGAGAAGAAGGUCCAGGCAGACGGAGGAAACCAAGGAGGAGAAGAAGUGCUGUUCCAAGUGUGUCUGCAAGCCCAUCGAUGCCGACACCAUCGACAUCUAUGCCAGGGCUGUGUUCCCUUUCACUUUCGCUGUGGUGAACGUGAUCUACUGGGUGGCGUACACCAUGUGAGAAGGAGGCAGCAGGUCUGUGAGAAUGGCUGCUAUCCAGGACUGUAUAUAAGAAACUGCUGGAGCUGUGCCACUUCAGUGCUGGCAGACUGGUGCAGCUGAAAUACACUGCGGGCCUCAGUAAAGAAAAAAUUAUCAAAAUAAACUUCAGAAGAAACAAAGUGUUGCGGCCUGUGAAUAUGGAAAUACGGUAAUUAAUGGAAGUAGUUACAGAGAGAGUUUAAAAAAUAUUAACAGGACUUCAUAUCUUUAAAUACAAAUAAAGAAAUGUAAUGUAUAAAGGCAAAGGACUGUGUUGCCUAUUGGAGGUCUAUACAGUUUAUCUCAUCAUGUUAUAUGAACUAAGAAAUCAUUCUGCUUGAAUUCCUGCAGUACUGACCACAAGCUCACAUUGUGCAAACACAAAUAAGCAUACUUAGCUGAACUAACUCAGAGCCACAAUCUGGAGUGAACCGCCUGUUAUCUCCCAAAGAAAAUUUGCCACCCAGACUAGAGGAAAACAAGAUGAGGUGUACUGCUGUUCUGCAUGGCUGAUAACUCACUCACCCUCUUACCCUGCCAUUGCCAUCUUCGUCCCUAUCUCUCCUUUGGUCCUCCACCCAUUUUUUUUUUCAUUUAGAACACAAUCUGGAGUGUGUUAUCUCUUCUGCCAGUUCUGCCUGUUUCCUCACCAUUAAAGGACUUCUGUCAUUACCUGUGUGUGUCUUUCUCGCUGAUGAGCCUGAAAUCAAAGCAGUUGC